AUGGUUAACCUUUAUGGCCGGUUUCUCCCGAAGUGUGCCGAUACCAUCCUACAUCUGACCAGUCUCCUCUCAGGUUCUAAGUGCACCUUCGAACGUACACCAGCAGCUCUCACGUCAUUUGAACACGUAAAAGCGCUUCUGACUGAUGUCACCCUCCUGACUCACUUUCAUGCUGAUUCACCCAUAUCUCUGAUGGUCGAUGCCUACAAUGUUGCUGUUGGCGCGGUUCUGCCAGAUUCUAUCGUCCUUUGGCUUUCUUCUCCAGGAAACUAUCCAAGGCCGAAACGCGCUGCAGCACAUUUGGACGUGAACUUCUCGCCGCUUAUCUUGCCGUAAGGCACUUCCGGCAUUUACUUGAAGAUCGAGAGUUCCCAAUUUUCACAGAUCAUAAGCCACUCACAUUUGCAAUAUAUUCCCAUUCUGACAAGCUAAGCCCCCGGGAGAUCCGCCACCUGGACAACAUUUUGCAGGUCACUUCAGACAUCCGCCACAUUGACGGGUCACGGAAUGAGGUGGCCAACGCACUCUCCAGGCCCUCUAUCGCUCACCUUCAGCUAUCACCCGGGAUUGACCUCAUUCAGAUGGCCGCUGAAUGACGCCGUAUCGGUUCACCUUGUGAUGAGGAUGUUUCUGGACUCCAACUUCAGGAACUACCACUGACAACUGACAACGGCACCAUUUUAUGUGACGUAUUAACCCCUUCCCAUCGUCCAUAUUUGCCACCAUCCCUCCGCCGUAAAGCUUUCUUCUCCCUGCACAAUCUCUCUCACCCUGGGAGUCGAGCAACCGACAAGCUGGUUUCUGACCGCUUCGUCUGGCCUGGGAUGCACAAAGACCUGAAAGCAUGGACACGGGCUUCUAUCGCCUGUUAACGAAGUAAGAUCCAGCGGCACAGCAAGGCCCCCAUUGGCACCUUCCCCGACCCUGGUGCAAGGUUCAGCCACGUUCACCUGGACAUUGUAGACCGUCUGCCCCUGUCCAAUAGUUGUUCCUAUCUCCUCACCUGUGUGGAUCGGUUCACUCGGUGGCCUGAAAUUGCUGCUCCAACGGUGGUCAAGGCUUUUCUCAGUCGUUGAGCUGCUAUUUUUUGCGAAAUCUCAACAAUCACGACUGACCGUUAUGCCCAGUUUGAGUCUAACCUUUUCCAGUCUUUCCUCUCCUUUUUAAGCUGUGCCCGCAUCCGGACGACAGCCUAUCACCCGGCUGCUAACGGGAUGGUCGGGCGGUUUCACCGCCGGCUGAAGGCCCCCCUACGCGCCGCGGCCGAUCCGGAGAACUGGACGGACCACCUUCCCCUGGUCUUGUUGGCCAUUCGCUCCGCUCUCAAGCCGGACCUUGACUGUUCCGCAACUGGACCGGUGUUUGGGAAGAAAUGACUGCACAAAGCCUACGUCGACCGCCCUACCGACGACAACAAAACAGCCUUCUUCCCUAGUCAGUGCUUUUUGAGACAGUGGCUGUGGGAGACGUAGAAUGCCUGGACGGCUUCCAAGGUCGAGGAGAUUCAAGGGUACGCAGACCGCAACUAAUGGAAGAACUUCUUCGCCGCAAUCAAGGCUAUUCACGGUCACGCAACCGAAAGCGCUGCUCUUCUUCUCAGCGCCGACAAAACUACUCUUUGCAAUGAGAAGGGGCAAAUUCUGCAGCGAUCGGCCGGACUCUUCAGAGGCGUCCUCAACCGUCCCUCCACCAUAACGGACGCCGCCAUCGCCCGUCUGCCUCAGGUGGAGAUCAACGCCAACCUCGACCUCCCGCCCUCCGUACUCGAAACCAUCAGAGUCGUGCAGCAGCAGCUCUCCAGCGAGAUAGCGCCCGGAUCAGACGCAAUCCCUCCAGCGAUCCACAAUCCUCCAACUCAUGGAUCCUCCGAUGGCGCUCUUUUAGGAGAUGUGGCGUCAGGGAUAAGUCCCGCAGUAUUCCAAGAAUACUACAGUCGUGCACUUUCAUAA
This is a messenger RNA of Spirometra erinaceieuropaei, 1949 nucleotides long. Lineage: Eukaryota; Metazoa; Platyhelminthes; Cestoda; Diphyllobothriidea; Diphyllobothriidae. The record is from the annotation of a GenBank genome assembly.